This is a messenger RNA of Dermacentor albipictus, 7588 nucleotides long. RefSeq names its product putative glutamate--tRNA ligase, mitochondrial (gene GluRS-m). Gene Ontology annotation, biological process: glutamyl-tRNA aminoacylation. Lineage: Eukaryota; Metazoa; Arthropoda; Arachnida; Ixodida; Ixodidae. Gene Ontology annotation, molecular function: ATP binding; glutamate-tRNA ligase activity; zinc ion binding. The record is from RefSeq and is a predicted model, not a curated record. Gene Ontology annotation, cellular component: mitochondrion.
UAGGCGCAAACAUAGAGCAAUACACCCCACCGGCGAGAUGCACCUGGGAAGCCUAAGGACAGCCCUCUACAAUUACCUAUUCGCAAGAAAGUACGGUGGAAAGUUUCUCCUCAGGAUCGAGGACACGGAUCAGUCACGGGUAGUUCCUGGAGCGGCUGAGAGGAUUGUGGACACGCUGCGCUGGGCUGGUCUCUGCCCCGACGAAGGACCUGGUCUGGGCGGCAGUGUAGGUCCUUAUGUGCAGUCUCAAAGGCUAAAGUUCUACAAAGAGUAUGCCCACAGGCUCCUUGAGACUGGCCAUGCCUACCGGUGUUACUGCUCAGAGACACGGCUGGAAAUUCUCCGAAAGAACGCCCUACGAAAUCAGGAGCUGCCCCGUUAUGACAACCGGUGUCGUUCGCUGGAAAAGAACCCACCAGGACAACAACCCUAUGUGAUUCGCCUAAAGCUGACAGAAGGCAACCUGACAUUUCAAGAUGGUGUUCAUGGGCCAGUAACCCUAAAUUUGGCUCAAACGGAAGGAGAUCCUGUGAUCCUGAAAAGCGAUGGUUUCCCAACAUACCACUUGGCAUGUGUGGUGGAUGACCGGAUGAUGAGGGUUACCGAUGUGCUACGAGGUGUCGAGUGGCAGGUCUCAACUCCCAAGCACCUGAUGCUGUACAGUGCUCUCGGCUGGGAGCCGCCGCGCUUCUGGCACCUGCCUCUUCUACUUAACAAGGAUGGCACCAAGCUUUCCAAACGUCGAGAUGACAUCCGUGUGGAAAAAUUGAGAGAGCAAGGCUUCUCACCUGAAGCUGUGAUCAACCUGCUGGUGUUGGCAGGAGGUGGGUUUGGCAAGCAGUACAAGGACCAGUUUCUUCAGCUCUCCGAAAUGGUUGACAAGUUUUCACCUGACAACUUGAAGGCAGGCUCCUGUCGUCUGGACACUGAGCGGCUUCAGUCUUUGAACAAGCUGCACCUGCAUUCCUGCCUUAGCUCAGAGGAUGGUACACAGAUGCUUGUCAGGCAGUUGCAGCAGCUUCUCGCUGAGCAGCAAAGCUCUGCAGUUAGCGCAUCCUUUACUGAGCACGACAUCAUCCAUGUUCUGCACCAAACAAAGGAACGGAUUGACAGCUUGCACGAUCUGCUUACUCCGGAUAUGGCGUUCAUCUGGUGUGACCCUGUACUGAGUGGCCAAGACCAGCAGAAGCCUGAAGUUGUUGCAGCAGUCAGUCGCUUGUGCAGACAACUGGAAAGCCUGAACAGCAGCCAGUACAAUAGUGACUCCUUGAGCCAACUGCUGAGAUCAGUGGCUUCAGAAGCCGGGCUCAAGUACAGUGACUUCAUGCGGCAUUUGCGUCUGCUGCUUAGUGGACUCAAGCAAGGGCCAGGUGUAGCCGAAAUGAUGCUGCUCCUGGGGAAAGAGCGAACACAACACCGCCUGCAGCAAGUUCCAGGCACUGCCAAAAAGGCCAGUUUCGGGGCUGUCGAGGAAGCCUAAUCUGGAGCGUCUGUUAUACCAAGUGAGGUGUUGCCAGCACAACAUGCUUUCGGCGUGUGGCCAACUUGGAGAACUCCAUCCAACUUCCCUUGUCACCUAGUCCAGCUGUAGUUGCUGUUGUUACAUCAAAGCAAAUAUCCUGCAGCUUUUUGAGUGUGCAGUAAACAAGCUGAGUCACUGUCUUGCCCCCAGUAGAGUUGAGACCAAGUAAAAAAUCUGGAUACCACAGGUAUCUUGAAAAGACAGAAUUUCUUCGCUGUCAAGAGAUACUUGGUGAAACUGAAUAGUGCUGUGCACCCACAUGUACACAACUGCUGCUCUCCAGCAUGCAGUUUCGUACAGCACACAUUAGGCACAAGGAGCUUAAUUUAAUUUUUUUUUUUUGGUGGCUACUACAGCAUCCACACUAUGUGCCCGACAGUACAUGAGUUCGAACUUCUGUGUGCCAUGAAGGUUUAUCAGCUCUUGUCUUACAGGGAAGUUCCUCUUCUUAGGUCCUGCCGUGUUAGUUGUCAAAGCAUAGUUUAUAAAAAGGCCCCGACACAGUUUGUGACAUGAGCAGCUCAGUUCUAUAAACAUCCACUGUACACGGAGUGGUCAAGUUUUAGAAAGCAAGGUGCCAAUAACUUGGUCCUUGCUUCACCCAGUGUAAACAGUGACCACUUGGCGAAAGCUUUGUGCAGACACAGGAGGCCCUCAUCCCGUGACCUAUGCUCACCGCCUCACCCUUUCCACCAUGUUGCCCACGUAGGUCAACUCUGCAUAUAUGUCAGCUCUCCUAAUUUGCGACACUCGUUAUAAAAAAAAAAGAAUACAAAAAAGAAAGGACGAAAGAAAUGUGGGAGUACACAGUUCGUCUGAUACUUUCGACUCCCAAGGGUGUUGAAAAUGUGCAAAAAAUUGGGCAGUCCGAAAAAAAUGAAUGCAUGCAAUUUACUUCCCCCAGUGGUUCAAUUCACCUUAGGCACAUCUGAAAUAGCUCUGAAGGCCUGUCUGCACUCUUAUUAGGCAUAUCGGUGCUUGUACUGGACAGAAGAUGGCAGGUGCAUGCGUGGAUAUAUACAUACUGUGUUCCGUGACAGUGGCCCCUUUUUGUUCUUGGUAUGCUUGACCGCUUUACAGUGUAUGCUUGACGAUGUAACAACGCUGUGUCGGAGCAAAAUUGACUAAUUGGGACCUGCAUUAUGCAUUGGCCCUUGCAGUACUUUUCGUGCUUCGAAGCCAUCUGCGAUGAUGACCUAGGCAAAGUCAAUGUCAUUGCUGACAGUGGUUAAUUCUUUCAUUGAGAAACAUGCCACUGAACAAUAGGAAGCUUGAUAGCGAACAUCGAAGCAGCUGGGCCUAGCGUUGUCGCUGUGGCUAUGGCUGCCAGCGGAUUGGCAUCCGAGAGCACUGGUUAUACGCUGCAAGAUAAUAAGAAUGGCAGCGGUGGUGGUUUAGAUUAAUGCACUUCUGAACCUGUGGUCAGGCAAAAAGUCUGAAAAACUGUAUGACAAAGGGUUUAAGCAUCCAAAAUUUCAGACGUCCUCAUGCAUUGGCUCUAUGGGCUUUGUGGUGGUGCUGCAAAGGCAUCUGAAUAAACGGACCUGUCCGAAAUAUUGGGCGUCCAAAAAAAAUUUUAAAAAUUGGUCGUUGAUUGUAUACUUAUAGUCACCCUCUGUUAAUUUGACACUGAGGGAAUUGAUUAAAUUAAUCUAAUUCGGUAAAUUGAAACAAAGAGUUAAAGAAUUGACUCGUCAUCCCGACCUUGCGAAUCUGGAUGGCCAGCGAAGCUGUUAGAAAAGCACUCAAAUGCCGUUGAUGGGGAUAUGAAAUAUUUUAUUGUUCUUCCCAGUCUCAGCACGAUACUGUUGUUGAGCAUUACGAUUUUGCACUCUUCAACGCUCAUCAUAUCACGCUGCUCUUCGGGAGCCUUAACUUUGCAUGGUCUACCAUACUGGUCUUGCAAUGAACUGAAUGAGUUACUAGGCAGGUCUCCCUUUUAUCUAUGAAGUUUGGUGAUGUCACUCACUGGUUUUUGUGCUGCUGUUGCCCUUUUGCCACCGGAGCAGCUUAUGCAACUGUAAUUUUUACCGGGAAACACAUGCGGGGCGAAAUAACGUGCCUUGCAUUGCUCACAGGUGCCUUAUCAUCCAUAAUGCAGUUCUGAUGCUUAUUUUGAGCUUUUCUUUAUUGAAAUGAACACUGAGCUUUGUGUUGUAUGCCUGAUUCCAAAGGAAAUAUGCACUUUUUUUUCGGAUUAUUAUUAUUAUUAUUAUUAUUAUUAUUAUUAUUUCUUUUUUGCUGAUAGACAUGAAAAAUCAUGACCAACUAGAGGCUAACAGCUUUGCUGUAAAAAAAAUUUAUAAAACGCUGUACUGUUUCACUUGUAUAUUGCAGUAUUUGCACUUCACUGCAGUAUUUUCUCGAUUCUAAAAUGCCCCUGCAUUUAAUGCUCACCUUAAAAAUGACACAGUUUCUAAAUAAAGUACAGUUAAAUCUUGAAAUAACGAACUUCAGUAUAACGAAAUUCUCGAUAUAAUCAAGUACAGUUAAACCUCGAUAUAACGAAGUCAGUAAAAUUUGCAAUCUGCUUUUGAAUUUCGUUAUACAGUUAACCCUCCAUAUGAUGAACUUCAAAAUAACAAAAUUCUCAAUAUAACAAAGUAUUUAAAUUUUUGUAACCUCUUGUCCAUAGAACACCAUGUAAUUAGAACCUCAAUAUUACGAAGUGUGUAUGCGAUUUCAGUAUAACGAAAUUUCGCUUCCACUGCAAAGGAAUGCUGAGACAGUAAAUGGAAACUUCUUUGGACGCAGAUGGUCAAAUGAUUGAAUAACAAGUGGCUGCUUGCAAUUUGCACCUCCCAAAUCGCACACAGCGCGACAAGAGCAACCGCCAAAGUGAAACCGCAUCAUGUUUCAUAUAAAGUCCAAGAUGCUAUUGUACCUCGUGCUUUUUGUGCUUUAGAUGUGAGUGAAAGUGUGUGAGGGUGAGAAAGAAAGAUGGUGGCUUCAUGCAGGUGUGCUACCUCCCCCAAGUGAGCAAAGGAAAAGAUGGGAGCGAGCUUGCGAUAAUGUGAUCAAGCGUGCGUGAUGGGUGGCUGGCGGCGGUGGGGGGGUGUAAGUUGGCGUGCAUCACGAUUUGUGGCACGCACACAGCUGCAAGCCUGGCUGAGCGCGUACACAGCUGCGCACCCUGCUUUAGAGGUGAUCUGCCGCAUGUAGAAAGAAUGGGCCUGCCGAGAUGGUGUGGCAUCAUGUAAGCUGUCUUCCUGUGCAUUUAGUAUUGAAGGUUGCAUAAUCUUGAGUUUCAGUGACCCAUUGGAGUGAUAGGCAGAGGAAGCAUUCACUCACCUCUGCUGGCGCUUUUCAUCACAGCGUUGUACUAGUGUGGGCGAUGCUAUCAGCUGCGGGGGCAGAGCGCUUGCAAAAGAGUGGCUGAAUUUGCCUAAUUUGUACCGGCAAUAAAUAUAUUGUCGACAUGGCAUGAAACCGUAUCAUAUGUUGCCGACUCCCAAAUUUAUCAAAAUGAAUUGUUUUCUCAUUCAAAUUUGCUUUUUUCGAUUGUCCGACAAUUCGGAAAAUUCUGCGGCCGCUUUCCAUGUAACAAAAAUUGAUGAGCGACUGUACUUAUUUGCAUGAAAAGGCUAAUUUUAAUACAAUGAAAUUUCGAUGUAAUGAAGCAAAUUGACGAUUUUACCUACCGUACUUUGUUAUAUCAAAGUUUAACCAUUGAAAUUCGUCCUGCUGUGCCAAUAAGUACAGUCAUUGAUGGAUUUUUCUAACACUGAAGGGGCCGAAAAAUGUUUUCCGCUAUAGGGUAAUUGAUAAAAGCAAGCUUGAAUGAGAAAAAAGAAUAAUUUUGUUUAAUUUGAGAGCUGGCGUCGAAAGGUGCAGCUUCAUGAGGUUUUGACGAUAUCGUCACAUCGAGUCACAGUGUUGCCUUUAGUGGGAUGACGCUGUCAUGAAAAGCAUUGCCAGCAGGGAGCGGAUGUUUUACCCCCCUCUCGCUUGAAAGCGUCUCCGAAACUUAAGAUUACGAAACCUCCAGUAUUAAACGCAUGGAAAGACAGUGCACACACAGCAGAUUGCCUCUAAAGUGCACGCUGCUGCAUAUGCACUCGGCCAUGCAUAGCCACGACCGUGAUAGAAAAGGGGUCGCAUGCCGACUUGCUCCCCACUCUCUCCCCCUACUCGUGUGCGCUUGACCGCAUUACCGCAAACUCGUCCCCCCCCCCCCCCUGCCCUCUUGCUUGUGCUGUAAGACAGUGCUCACCGAACUACCAUCUUCUCAGCUCACCCUUGCAUACUUUCACUUGCAUCCAAAGCUCGUGGCCUUGCUUCGUAUCGCCGAUGUGAAGAUAUCAUCAACAAUGCAUUACAGUAUGGCUGUUAAACCGUAUCUUUCACUGCUGACUCCUAAAUUCAACAAAAUGAUUUCUUUUUCUCAUUCAAAUUUGCUUUUUCUGAUGAAAAAUGCUGCGGCCCCUUCUGUAUAGGAAUAAUUCAUCAUUGACUGUACUUAUUUACACAAAAGGGUGACUUUCAAUAAAAGAAAAUUUCAGUAUAACCAAGCAAAUUACAUAUUUUAUAGACUAUGUUGCAUCGAGGCUUAACUGUAGAAAUCUAAUGCGCACUCAAUUUUUACCAACAAGGGUGUAGCAUGUCUCUGACUUUGGCAAUCAGAAAAAAAGAUUAAGCCAGCAAACACUACCUUCAUAGCGUGUAAAUUUAUUUACACUUAAUGUCUAUCAUCGGCAAUCUCAGACAGCACUUUCUGCCAUCUAUGGAUCACAACAUGUCGUCCUCCAUGCGGUCCAUUGAGCAUUUUAUAUUCUGCAUUUAUCAAAUGACUCCGCAACAGUCACAAAUAGGAUAGUGGCCUACACAUAGACUAAACACUUUGUUAGUUCCUCUUGCAAUGCAUUCAAUUCUCCGAAAUGCCAAAAACAUGGUAUGCUUUGUUGCCGCUAGCUCAACAUGUCAAAUAACCUGUCUUAACUAAGCUUUUGCAGUCAAACACUAAAAGUGACAUAUUGUCAUUUUCACGCAGUGCGUUCUGCCGCCAUUUUGUGAUGGUAAUGGCUAUGAUGCUUAUGGCUAGGCUGGAUCUGACAGUAAGUUGUUGUUUCGGUUUUGUAUCCAAUUGCACUGUGCAGGCAAUUUUCAGACCAAUCUUCUUGGGAAAAGAAGCCACUCAUUACUUAUGGUAAUCAUUACAGGAAUCAUUCAUGAAGGAGUAAUAAAUGUUAAUCAUUACAGUAAUCAUUAAUUGUGAGCUAUCGUUGUUGCUCGAAAAUCUUCUUAGGGCAGGCCAAGAAUAGUAAUUGUUGGCUUGAAAUGUGACAUGUGUUUGACAUAUUCACUUUCCCCUAGUGCCACCAAGACAACCACUGCAGCCAUUGAAGUCACCAUAUAAGUCAGGCGUGUUUGUGUCAACCAGUCAAGUUCGAAGCAUCUGGUGACAGCCACUUUCAGAAUCGAAAUAUUGAGUUUCGGCCCAGAAACAAUGUAUAGGCACUGGCUGAAGCCUUCAGUCAGGAUGGAGUUAAAAGUUAGGCAGAGUCAAAAUAAUGAAAGUGUGUACAGUAUGUAGUUGACAUAUUGUGCAGAGGUCGGUCUUGUGCUUACAUGUUCUCUUUAACUUCGUGCCAGCCUGUAUAUGACCUAGCCGUGAACUCGGCAAUGACCUCACUCAUGCCAUUGUCAUCAUCAUUGCUCAUGACUUGUGCUGCUUGCUUCUUGUACAUAAAUUUGGCUAUAGCAAAAUGUAGAAAUAAAAUAGAACUUUUCAUGUUGCCUGGCAAAGCUUUUGGUGUCUCUGGCUUUUUAUGGGCAGCGUUGGUUUCCAUAAAUAUGAAGCGCAAUAACAAAUUUUGAUGAUUUUAUGCGAAAUACGUCACAAAAUGUACAAGUCAAUAAAUUUUUUGAUGUAUAGUAUUUUUCAUUAAAUUGACUGCUGGUUACUCCUGCACAUGUUUCUGCCUACCAGCAUAUCGUGUUGCUAAUAUAUAUUUACCUUUAAUAUGCACUAAAUUUUGUUUGUCUGGAUUCAUUGUUCCCAUUUCUGCUUGGACCAUGCAAAUGUAGCCUGCAUUAUUUCUUAAAUAAAUAAAAUUUAUAGAGUGA